UAGGAUGUAUAGAGAGUUGACUCUAGUGUUGCUACUGUAUACAUUCCAAGUUCACCAAGGCAGUUGUAGCUCACUAGAUAUAGGAUGUAUAGAGAGUUGACUCUAGUGUUGUUACUGGUAGGACUUGUGUCCUCCCAAACCUGCUCCCAGGAACUGGACGCUGAGGUCAUCAUCAUAGGAGCGGGAAUGGCAGGUGUAUCAGCUGCAAAACGUUUGGACGAACUCGAUAUAAAGAACGUUCUUAUUCUUGAAGGAAGCUCAAGAGUUGGUGGUCGGGUUACUAGUACUGAGUUUGCUGGAGUGAGGGUUUCACUGGGAGCUACCUGGAUACAAGGAAUAGACCCAGCUUCACCAGAACUACAUCCUCUCUAUCGUCUAGCACAAGAGUGUCUGCAAGGUGGUAUCCGUGGAUUCUACAGUGACUACGAUUCUUCAACUAACUACAACGAACAAGGACAAGCGAACGAACAAGAACUACGUUACGAUGAUUACUAUAAUGCUCUGGCAGCAGUAGAGGAAUUGGAAAGCGAGUGUGUGAGUCUCCGACAAGCAUUGAACGAGAGUGGCUGGACUCCGGCUAAUGCUGCAGAUAACUGGGUCGAGUGGUUUAGCGUUGAUUUCUGUGACGGAGAAGCACCGGAAGAUUUAUCUAUACUAUCUACACUGGGUACGACUUACACUGGUUUUGCAGCACCAGACUCAGAAGGUGGGGAUUAUUUUAUAACAGAUCCAAACGGAUAUGAGACGAUUAUCGAAUGCUUAGCUAAUGAAGUAGUUGCAAACGGACAAGGACAACUAGUUUUGAAUGCUUUUGUUACAACUAUUGAUUGGAGCAACGAUGAUUGUGUUUGCAUGUCUGUCAAUGUUAGUGGAGCUAUCAACCAGUACUGUAGCAGGUACGCCAUAUCAACAGUUAGCACAGGAGUACUACAAUCAGAGUCCAUCCAAUUCAAUCCUGAGCUACCGGAAUGGAAAAAAGAAGCUAUACAAAAAUUUGUCUUGACCAGAUACGUCCAUAUUUUUAUGGAAUUCAGUGAAGUGUUCUGGAAUACAACUGAAAUAAUCAGAUACAUUGCUAACGAGAGAGGCUACUACCCUGUGUUUUUCAACUUGAAUCUGAUCUAUCCUGAAAAUCCAAAAAUUCUAAUGGCAGUAGUUACUGGAGAAGAAGUGGACAGAAUACACUCUCAAACAGAAACUGAAACCAUAGCAGAAAUUGAGCAAAUCCUCAGCAAAAUCUAUCCCAACAGCAACACCACUGUGGUCGAUUGGAUCAUACCCAAUUGGAUAGCUAAUCCUUUAUUUAGAGGGACAUUCACAUAUCUACCCACUGACGUUAAAAGUGAAGAUUUCGAAUUGCUAGCAGCCCCGGUGGGAAAUCUUCAUUUCAGUGGAGAAGCCACUUCUGCUAACUUCAGUGGAUUUGUUCAUGGCUCCAAACAAAUUGAGAUGUAUAGAGAGUUGACUCUAGUGUUAAUGUUGCUACUGAUAGGACUUGUGUCCUCCCAAACCUGCCCCCAGGAACUGGACGCUGAGGUUAUCAUCAUAGGAGCCGGAAUGGCAGGUGUAUCAGCUGCAAAACGCUUGGAUGAACUCGAUAUAAAGAACGUUCUUAUUCUUGAAGGUAGCUCAAACGUUGGUGGUAGGGUAACUAGUGCUAAGUUUGCUGGAGUGAGGGUUUCACUGGGAGCUACCUGGAUAGAAGGAAUAGACCCAGCUUCACCAGAACUACAUCCUCUCUAUCGUCUAGCACAAGAGUGUCUGCAAGGUGGUAUCCGUGGAUUCUACAGUGACUACGAUUCGUCAACUAACUACAACGAACAAGGACAAGCGGACAAACAAGAGCUACGUUACGAUGAUUACUAUAAUGCUCUGGCAGCAGUAAAGGAACUGCAAAGUGACAGUGUGAGUUUCCGACAAGCAUUGAGCGAGAGUGGCUGGACUCCGACUAGUGCUGCAGAUAACUGGGUCGAGUGGUUUAAUGCUGACUUCGAUGCAGGAGAAGCACCCGAAGAUGUGUCUAUCCUACAUUUUACAAUGGGUAGGACUUCCACUGCUUUUGCAGCACCAGGCACAAAAGGUGAAGAUUAUUAUAUAACAGAUCCAAACGGAUAUGAGACAAUUAUCGAAUGCUUAACUGAUGAAGUACGUGCUAACGGACAAGGACAACUAGUUUUUAAUGCUGUUGUUACAACUAUUGAUUGGAGCAACGAUGAUUGUGUUUGCAUGUCUGCCAAUGUUAGUGGAACUAUCAACCAAUACUGUAGCAGGUACACCAUAUCAACAGUUAGCGCAGGAGUACUACAAUCAGAGGAGUCCAUCCAAUUCAACCCUGAGCUACCAAAAUGGAAGAAAGAAGCUUUACAAAAAAUUGAAAUGGGCAGGUACAUUCACAUCAUUAUGGAAUUCAGUGAAGUGUUCUGGAAUACAACUGAAGUAAUCGGAUACAUUACUAACGAGAGAGGCUACUACCCUGUGUUUUUCAAUUUGAAUCUGAUCUAUCCUGAAAAUCCAAAAAUUCUCAUAGCAGUAAUUGCUGGAGAAGAAGUGGACAGGAUACACUCACGGGCAGAAGCUGAAACCAUAGCAGAAAUUGAGCAAAUCCUCAGCAAAAUCUAUCCCAACAGCAACACCACUGUGGUCGAUUGGAUCAUACCCAAUUGGAUAGCUAAUCCUUUAUUUAGAGGGGCCUACACAUAUCUACCCACUGACUUUAAAAGUGAAGAUUUCAAAUUGCUAGCAGCCCCGCUGGGAAAUCUCUAUUUCAGUGGAGAAGCCACUUCUGCUAACUUCAGUGGAUUUGUUCAUGGGGCCUACUUUUCUGGGAUUGAUACAGCAGAGCUAAUCGCUAGUCAAACGAGUAUUACAAGCUGGGCUGUAUUUUUGCUUAUGUUAUGCUUUUGCUCAAAAAGUAUUAGAGUGUUAUAGUAGUCAAGUUUGCAAAGAAAGUGUAUAUAAUUAUCUAUCUAUAUAACUGAGAAGAAAAGACAUAUGUACAUUCAUA
Molecule: messenger RNA, 3004 nt
Organism: Halichondria panicea
Lineage: Eukaryota; Metazoa; Porifera; Demospongiae; Suberitida; Halichondriidae
Exons: 2
Coding region: 85-2928 (947 amino acids)
Molecular function (GO): oxidoreductase activity
Source: RefSeq, a predicted model, not a curated record